Messenger RNA from Triticum aestivum (bread wheat), 640 nucleotides. RefSeq lists its product as uncharacterized. Bases 142 to 417 code for a protein of 91 amino acids. The record is from RefSeq and is a predicted model, not a curated record. NCBI's taxonomy places the organism in Eukaryota, Viridiplantae, Streptophyta, Magnoliopsida, Poales, Poaceae. The transcript has a single exon.
GCACCUCCAGAACCUCACAAACACAUCAAUCAAGCAAGCAGCACAUUCUUGUGGGACUCUGAUCAGUCUCGGCCUCUCAGGGAAGGAAGAGAAGAGACUGCUUGGUGAAGUCGCUGGUUUCGUGUGAUCAAGAGCUCGGGUAUGGAGUUGGAGAUGGUGAGCCAGCACGGGGCGCUGCUGAAGGUGGGGCUGUUCGUGCUGGUGCAGGCGCUGGUGUACCUCAUCCUCGCCCAGUCCUCCUCCGUCUUCUCCACCACCAAGACCCUCUGUCUGCCCCCGGCGCGCUCCCUCAGCGCCCGCCGCAUGGUCGCGCUGCUCUCCGACCUGCCGCUGCCGCUCGGCGGCGAGCCCUCGCCCCGCGCCGCCUUCGUGGAGCCGCCGUCGCCCGUACCCCUCGCCCACCAGAAGAAGGAUUAGUUAUUAACCAAGCGCGACUGGCGGCAGGGACACGGACCGAGCUAGCAAGCGAUCGUUUCCGAGCUACUAGUAGUAGUACUCGGUGCGUGCUGUAGGAGCUAUUCACGCCAUUCUUUCAUUGAUUGGUUAUUGGUUUGUUCUUUGGGAUUGGAUAUGUAAACUGAGCUACACGCCGUUUGGGUUUGUACAAUCAAGUGAAGAUUAUGUUUUGGCUACCGUGCAA